Molecule: messenger RNA, 948 nt
Organism: Ostertagia ostertagi
Lineage: Eukaryota; Metazoa; Nematoda; Chromadorea; Rhabditida; Trichostrongylidae
Source: the annotation of a GenBank genome assembly
AUGGACGACGAACGUUCACCAUUGGAAGCUGCCGAGACGAUGUUCGCUAAAAUGCCCACGGCUUCUGCCGUCGCUGCUGCGGCUGCCACCACUGUGGCUCCAUCGCCAAAAGUCGGUACUCGACCGCCGGACGCUUCAACGCCCAGAGAACGCACAUCAAGUGAACGGAACAACAGUCAGGAUGGUGCGAACCAUUCCAUGACAGAACGAUUCGAAAUGGUGUCUAGAGGCGAUUCGACGGAUGGUGAUCUUCCAGGGAUGCGAUUUGUGGUCACUCUCGUCAAGGACCCAUCAAGUGGACUUGGCCUCACAUUGGUGGACGGUAACCUCAAUGGCGUCAAGGGUGUCUAUGUGAAGUCUGUUGCUGAAAAUGGUGCUGGAAUGCGAGCUGGUUUAUGUGUGGGCGAUCGUUUGCUGGGUGUCGACGGCGCCUCGCUGGAAGGCGGUGAUCGACAUCGUGCUGUGGAACUCGUCCGGCAAGCCGGUGACACCGUAUCGAUGGAGAUCGCUCGGCUGGACGGUGGUUUCGUCACGAGGAAAAUCUUUUGGGCUGAAACGGAGCCUCGAUCUUUUUCUCAACGUAGUAGUGACAACACUGUGAAGAAAUCCGGUGCCAUCGGCGGAACGGCUGGAGUGAUUACUGUAACGCCACCCAAAGGUGUGUCCCGUACACCGCCAGCUCCACGACGUGCUGCGAACCGACGACAACGGGCUGUGUCUGAUUUUGGUGCCAUUGGUGAUACUCUGCCCGCCCUCGACAGCGACAAUGUGAUCAAUAUCAAGGCGAUUUCUGGACUUCACCUUGACGAGUCAGAUGAAGAACAAGGCGAGUAUCGACUACCGACCACCUCGAUGUAUUCAUUCGAGCACCACUACGAUGAUGAAAGCCCGACAUCUCCGACAGCAAAGGUAUUUUCCACAAUAAUGCUACAUUCAAUAAUUAGAUAA